UGUCUCUCCAGAUAUCUCGACAGUCUGAAAGUCUAGGUGUUUACAAAUGCAUUCGACAGUGACUGUUGAGGCUGCAGAGGCCUCAGAGGCCUGUCGAUGGCGCUGCCGUUCAUCUCCUCGGUGCAGUUGAUAGCCUUGGCCGACGCCAUUGAGUUCACGCCCAUAUCUCCGCCCAACAUGCGCCGCCUCUCCAACACACAUUUUCCACCAUGGCGCAAGAGCAUGACUACCCAGAGAUUCAGGGCGGCGGCUCGCUGAUCCUUGCCUGGCAAAUACGCAAUAAGCGUGUGCUGGUAGUUGGUGGCGGCGAAGUCGCCGCUGGCCGCAUCGUGAACGUUCUCAAUGCCGACGCCAAAAUUACCGUAGUCUCCCCGCGCGAAGGCCUGAACCCAGAGGUCGCAUACCGAAUCGGGCAGAAGCAAGUCGACUAUGUUGAUCGCAAAUUCGAGCCCUCCGACCUCGACGGCGUGGAUAUGGUCCUGACCGCUGUAGACGACCCAGAGGCCUCAACGCAGAUCUGGAAGCUGUGCAAGGAGCGCAGGAUAGCAGCGAACAUCGCCGACGUGCCACCAGAGUGCGACUUCUACUUCGGCAGUGUGCAUCGCGAUGGGCCGCUUCAAAUCAUGGUCAGCACGAACGGGAAGGGUCCGAAGCUGGCGAACAUUGUGAGGCGACAAAUUGCGGCCAACCUUCCACCCAACAUUGGCCAGGCGAUCACGAGAGUGGGCAUGUUGCGCAAGAAGCUGAGGCAGGUGGCGCCAGAUGUUUCAGAGGGCCCAAAGCGGAUGCAAUGGAUGAUUAAAGUUUGCGAAGCUUACUCACUCGAUGACCUCUGCUCCAUGACUGAGCGGGACAUGGAGCAGCUACUUGGCUUCUACAAGCCCAACACGGCACCCAGUCUUGAUCUGCUUCGUCUACAGGAGCCGGACGGCGCGUUUGAUGGGCCUUUUCUCAUCUAAAAGUUGGUCACAAGCGGCGUUCUAGACAAGCACACAGACGGACUGGGUAAGCGGGCGUUGUCCUGGCUUCUCUGUCUAUUCAGCAAAUGUUCAACUCUCUACAUUCAUCUUCCGUCUCGUCUUCUUAACUUCAUGCGUCGCCCCAAUUAGCGUGCGGUGGCCCGAGCGUCUUCUCAACUUCUCGCUCAAGCUUCAGACACACAGCAACAACAAGCACUCAGCAUUCGCCAUCAGCGCCUUUCAACUUCAACUACGAGGCUUCCUAGCUCUCAUCUGUAAAUACCAUGGACCUUGCACAACGACCACCUUACAGCACAGUUGACUUCAAAGCACUUGCCAAAGCUGACCCAGACUUCAAGCAAACAUGGCAAGCGUGCUCCGGCAAACUCGAUUUUCAGGACCCGAGCACUCUCCAAGUCUUGUCCAAGGCUAUCCUCAAGGUCGACUUUGGCCUUGAACUCUCCGUCCCAGAUGACAGGCUCUGCCCACCAAUACCCAAC
Macroventuria anomochaeta is the source of this 1459-nucleotide messenger RNA. Its product is annotated as siroheme synthase-like protein Met8. The transcript is spliced from 3 exons. The record is from RefSeq and is a predicted model, not a curated record. NCBI's taxonomy places the organism in Eukaryota, Fungi, Ascomycota, Dothideomycetes, Pleosporales, Didymellaceae. The coding region runs from base 210 to 959 and encodes 249 amino acids. Gene Ontology annotation, molecular function: protoporphyrin ferrochelatase activity; precorrin-2 dehydrogenase activity. Gene Ontology annotation, biological process: siroheme biosynthetic process.